CAAGUCACAUCGAGUCAGACUGCCACAACUCAGUUCCAUUCGGCCGAGUCAUGGCUAUUACUCGCUUUUCUCCGUGGCAUCAAUGAUUCCAUCAAAACCCUAACAAUCGCCUCCUUCGGAGCCCUGAUCCUCCACCGAUCCCGAUCGAGUAUCGACUCCGGCGAUGUCCCAAACCCUAUUUUCCGUAUUCUUCUUGGUCGCGCUCGCUUCCUUUGCGGCGGAAGCGGCGACCCUCGGUCUGAACACCUUCCUCGACUCAGAGGCCCGCCGUGACCCUUCCGCCACCAAUGAUUCUUUUUCUGCCUUUCCCGGGUCCCUCAAGCGGUCGCUCGCGGCAGACGUCCCGUCCUCCGACCUCAUCUCCGAGUUCCUUUCAUACAGCGUCUCGGUUCCUGUUUAUGUGAAGCUCGUGGGCACCUUUUCCACCGCCGCCCCUGCUCUCCUCAAAUCCUUCGCUGCAGCGGCCAUCAUCUCAGACCGCUUCAACGUUAUCGGCGCCACCCCCCACCAUCUCGCAGUCAGGCACACUCUUCACUUGGAAGCCGAUCUGUCACUUCUGGGAUCGAAGAUAUCGGACGCGAUCCGAUCUCACAUUGAAUCCUCCACCUCACCACUCUACCGAACGGCCCUUCUCUCUGUUCCGUAUUCCACGGUCGACCGCAUCAUCGAGCAGGAUUUUCAGAAAGAAAAUUUGAAUUAUGCCCCAGGGAUCUAUAUUUACUUUCUGAAUCUUGGGCCUCAAUCCAAACCAUAUGCCUAUUCCGCUGACUCCAGGGAUCCCUCUUUGGCCUUCACAAAGUGUUUGGGAACUCUAUGGACUGGGAAAGAAAGGUAUGUAUGGAUUGACCUUGCUGCUGGACCGGUGGACUAUGGGCCGGCAAUAUCUGGCGAGGGUGUGAUCCCCCGAGGUGAAUUCCAUCCUCUGGCUUCACUUCAUGGGCGAUCGAAACCUGAAAGGACCCUAAUAUCAGACCUAGCCUCUGUGGUCCUUAGUGCGUACCGAGCCCUGCUGGUACCUUCUCUGAGAAUUCCUGUCGUCUAUGAGAACUCCCUCCUGAUUCGAUUGAUCCAUGUUCACGGAACUAUUGCAGAUGCUAGUGGAUUUGACUGGAGCAUUAUCAAACAGACACUGCUAGAAAGUGAGCUUGCUUACAAAGGGCAAUCUUUGUUGUUCAAAUCAUAUAGUGUGAAGUUUUCAGAGUGCCCAAUUUGCUCUUUUGCAAUUAGCCGAUCUAUGAGUUCAUACACUUCACGCUUCCUUUUUGAAAAUUACACUCUAAUUGUGAGUGAAUAUUUGGACUCAAAGCGCUUGCAUCAGAUUCUUUCAGACUCUGUCGAAGAAGUGCACCGUGCUGCACGAAUUCCUGAUGAACAAGAUUAUGGAAAAAUCCUUCCAGUUUAUGUUUUUGAUUUAGAUUAUGACAAGCUCCUUUUGCUCGAUCGGUAUCACCAGUCAGUUGCAUUUAGAAAUAUGGUUGUUGCUGUGAGAACCAAGAACUCACAGACAGUAAGUGAUUACAGCUGCAAUGGUCGGCAUGUGCUUACACAAACGCGCAACCUGGACCGUCCAAUUGUGGGCUCUGUGCUUCAGAGUAUGUGGGGAGUUUCGUCUACUCACCAGUUAUGGAGCCAACAACAUAACAAUACAUUGGUUGAUUACACUUGGAGUGUUGGUCAAACUCCAUUUGGCCCCUUCUCCGAUUCUUUAUCUCUGUCAUUUGCUCAGAGAGAUGCAGCACGGAGGAAUGUUCUUCUUACCACAUUGAAUUACACAAUUACAAGUGCCAUUGAUGUAUUGCAAUCUUUGGCUGCACAUGGCGGACAUAGUAGGCUGCUUAAGGAAAAUAAACACAUUGAGUUUGUUCAAAGGUGGAACUUGCUUAAGUACAAGCUGGAAAAGGUUGUUUCUGCUGUCUCCCACUUUGAUUUUGACAAAGCCAUGUACUUCAUGCGGUCAUCGGAUCAUGAUUUAUAUGCCAUCCACACGCUAGUUUAUGAGGCAUCACAAAAGCAGGAGGCUUCACUCGUAUGUUUCAAGGAUCCACCCUUCCCAUGGGCCUCACUUUCCCUGUUUGGUAUGUUUCUUGUUGGUUUCUCCUAUGUCUAUGCCAAGAAGGACAAGAUAUUGAGGAGCAAGAGAAAGCAGUUUUGACAAUGCUUGUGAGUUAUAUUAACCAACCGACAUCUUUGUUUCAUAUUUGCCUCUUGGGAUAAUCAUGUUGAACUAGCAGAUCUUGAAUUUCAUGAAACACACAUGUGUAGCCAAUCUAAACAUACAAUGCGUCUACUUUGGGUGGAAAUGUAUUGUAUCUUCUAGGUUUACUAUGAAUAAUCUUAGGUUGAUGUUGAUUGACAUUCAGGGUUGUAUGGUGUGACUUUACUCCAUUUUUUAUGUAUAACAACUCUUGUCCGGAACUCUUCCUUUCA
Messenger RNA from Zingiber officinale, 2427 nucleotides. RefSeq lists its product as uncharacterized. NCBI's taxonomy places the organism in Eukaryota, Viridiplantae, Streptophyta, Magnoliopsida, Zingiberales, Zingiberaceae. The transcript has a single exon. Bases 164 to 2152 code for a protein of 662 amino acids. The record is from RefSeq and is a predicted model, not a curated record.